This is a messenger RNA of Aspergillus melleus, 210 nucleotides long. Its product is annotated as Serine/threonine protein kinase. The coding region runs from base 1 to 210 and encodes 69 amino acids. The record is from RefSeq and is a predicted model, not a curated record. The transcript has a single exon. NCBI's taxonomy places the organism in Eukaryota, Fungi, Ascomycota, Eurotiomycetes, Eurotiales, Aspergillaceae.
AUGACCGUUACAUACGACCACUCCUCGUUACGGAGUGCCGCUCCUACCUCAAUGGCCACCCUCGAAGACCGCUUUGAAGUGCUUAAGGAGGUCGGGGAUGGUAGCUUCGGCAGCGUCGCUGUUGCACGGGUGCGGACGGCCGGUUCCAACAUUGCACGGAGAGGAACCAUGGUAAGUUGCACCAGCUUCCGAGGCACGAGGCACACCUAA